This is a messenger RNA of Hermetia illucens (black soldier fly), 967 nucleotides long. Its product is annotated as kelch repeat and BTB domain-containing protein 3-like. The coding region runs from base 196 to 780 and encodes 194 amino acids. NCBI's taxonomy places the organism in Eukaryota, Metazoa, Arthropoda, Insecta, Diptera, Stratiomyidae. The transcript is spliced from 4 exons. The record is from RefSeq and is a predicted model, not a curated record.
GGUUUAAAACUGGUUUGCUCCCAGAAAUCUAGAGAACUCGAUUCGUGUUUGCAGUGGAUGUAACUCUAAUUGUGCCAAUUGUUUUCUGUUCGUUAUCGUGUUUUGACCUUAUUGUCCAGUGUACAAAGCUACGCUAGCAAAUACUAAUUACAAAUACUUGGUUACUUCGUAGAUUGUAGAUAAAAAGUCAUAGAAAUGAAUCAGUUUGAUCCUGUGAUUGUGGAAAUGGUUUCGAAAUACUCGAACACUGGAAGGAUUGAACUUUGCACAAAUACGGUAACGGGUGUCUUCCAAAUGGCAGUUUUCCUAAAAUUGCCUGAGUUGCCGACGCUUUGCGUUGGGUUCAUGCUAGGCUCCGUGAAUUUGACCAGUUGCAUUCCGUUCUGGAAGUUAGCAGAAUUCUACAACGUGCAACCAUUACGAAUUUAUCUUCGAACGUUUAUAUCCAACUCUUUGAAUGAUGUGAUGAAGACAACCGAUUUCCUCGAGUUGGAGGUGGAGCAUGUAAAGCGUCUACUCAGUGAUGUCAGAUUGAAAUACUCCGAAGCCCCUCAACGCUAUGAGAUGGUUUACUUAGCUGUAAUGCAUUGGAUCAGAUACAAAGUAAUAGAGCGACGUUGGUACAUAGGAAGACUCCUGCGGUUAAUAAGACCCGAGGAGAUCAGCGCACAGUUUCUAAACGAAGUAAUUCUAGACAAUAAAUUGAUGACGGAAAAUGAUGCUGCUAAGAAAUGGCUGUGGAACAAUUUUAAUGUUAGGUUCAAUCGCCGAAGAAAUUGAUCGUGAUAUCAAGAGAAAUUUCCAUAAUGGACGAUAGUAACCGAUUUUGGGUUUUUAUGGUUCGUACAUAACGUAUUAUGUAUGUAGGUAUUAUCUUAAAAAUCAGUUCUUAAAUUCUUUUAAAUUUCGAUGUUAGUGUAACUGAUUAUUUUAUGAGUCAAUGAUAAAGUGCAUUUUCCAAUAAAAA